AUGAGCAGCAAGGUCACCGCAGUCACCCCUCUCCCUUCCCCAGCCCCCCCUGCUGCCCCCCUCAGCCCCCCUUCUCCCCUGGGGGAGGAACAGGAGGUGGUCACCACCUUUUGCACCCUACUCCCCAAGAUGCCCCAGUGGAAAUUCUCCAGCCCGUCCGGCUUUCUCAGCCGCAGCCCGUCCAGUGCCAGCAAAGACCUCUCGGCAUCGGUCAAAAGCGGCAGCCUGGCAGAGGCCGAGGGUAUCACGGUGCCCUCGUCGGCCUCGGGGUCAGGCCUGGCUGCUGUCCUCAGUGCCUGCGAACCGGUCUGUGCCACACCCUGCAGCAGACUGAAAGGAGGGGCGGCCGGGGGCAGGAAGACGCCACGGGCCCCGGGGCCCCGAGCCCCUGGGGAGGAGUGGAGCCGGAAAGGAAGUUUCAUCAGCAAACCGGUCCAAGGUUGGCUGCAUCCCGAUGACAGAGUUUUAGGCCCCGGCGUCUCCUACAUCGUCCGGUAUAUGGGUUGUAUUGAGAUCCUGCGAUCAAUGCGAUCUUUGGAUUUUAACACCCGGACACAAGUCACCAAGGAAGCCAUCAACCGACUGUACGAGACAGUCCCAGGAGUCAGAGGCAACUGGAAGAAAAAGGCGCCAAACAAAAGUCUCUUUUCAAUCCUUGGCAAGAGCAACCUCCGAUUUGCCGGCAUUAGCAUAGCUGUCAAUAUUUCCAUCGAUGGAUUGAACCUGAUGAUCCCUACCACCCGACAGAUCAUCGCGAAUCACCACAUGCAAUCCAUCUCCUUCGCCUCGGGGGGUGACACGGAUACAACCGAUUACGUCGCUUAUGUUGCCAAGGAUCCCAUCAACCAGCGAGCCUGCCACAUCUUGGAAUGCUGCGACGGACUGGCGCAGAGCAUCAUCAACACCAUCGGGCAGGCCUUUGAGCUCCGCUUUAAGCAGUACCUGCACAGCCCUCCCCAAACUGUAGCACCCCAGGAGAGGACAAUGGGAGUGGACGAUUGUUGGGGUGAAGAGGAAGACUCCUCAGGACACAAUUACUACAACAGCAUCCCCGGGAAGCAGCCCCCGCUUGGCGGCCUGGUGGACUCUCGCCUCCAUUAUGGAUCGGCGUCCAGCCACACGCUCUCGCUGGGUUCCUACGCCACCCACUUCAGCCAGGUGACCCCCAAACUCCUUGGCAGGUUCAGCUGGUGUAUCCCAGCCUGUUUAGCUCAACUUAAAGGGCAUCAUCAUUUGUUUCUUAACCACGGUCUCUUCCCGCCCCCUGCCCCCACCAAACUUUCCUGUGGUGAAAGAAGAACCGAUGCCAGAACGUGGCGGAUGACCCGUCACUGUUGCGACGGCUACGUUCAGGCAGACAGCAAACCUUUGGGCUCUCAAGAUUACGAACAGCACAUGUAUGUCAACACUGAAAACUUCAACAGCUGGGAGACCAAUGCUGGGAAACCGGACGAGAGUCCUCCCAAAGACCUUUUCGAUAUGCGGCCUUUUGAGGACGCUCUAAAGCACCACGAAUCCAUGUCAGCUUGCGGGGUGCAGAGUGGGCUCCAUCUUGAGGACCAGUGGCCCAGCCCGCCCAGCCGCAAGGCUCCCAUCGCCCCCACCGAAGACCAGUUGAAGCAGGAACUGUGGUACCAUGGCAAGAUGAGCCGACGGGAUGCAGAGAAAUUGCUGCACACAGACGGCGACUUCUUAGUCCGGGAUAGCAUCACUAACCCUGGGCAGUACGUUCUGACAGGGAUGCACAAUGGGCAGCCUAAACAUUUGCUCCUGGUCGAUCCUGAAGGAGUGGUGAGAACGAAGGACGCCUUGUUUGAAAGCAUCAGCCACCUCAUCAACUAUCACCUGCAAAACGGGCAGCCGAUCGUGGCGGCGGAGAGCGAACUCCACCUGCGGCAGGUGGUCCGGUGGAAGCCAUGAGGCUUGUGGGUAGG
Molecule: messenger RNA, 1934 nt
Organism: Pseudonaja textilis
Lineage: Eukaryota; Metazoa; Chordata; Lepidosauria; Squamata; Elapidae
Source: RefSeq, a predicted model, not a curated record